GAAACUUGAAAGAUAUUUGUAGCUUCUAUUACCAUCGACCUUUCAGUUGCGGCGGUGAAUAACUUGCACCGGCGGCGAUGGGUGUUCCGGCGUUUUACCGGUGGCUAGCGGAGAAGUAUCCAAUGGUGGUUGUAGAUGUCAUAGAGGAAGAAGCUGUGGAGAUUGACGGCAUUAAAAUCCCUGUUGACACAUCUAAACCUAACCCUAAUCAAAUUGAGUAUGACAAUCUGUAUCUCGAUAUGAAUAAUAUUAUUCAUCCUUGUUUCCACCCCGAAGACCGGCCUUCCCCAACCUCUUUUAAUGAGGUGUUUCAAUGCAUGUUUGACUACAUAGAUCGGCUUUUUGUGAUGGUGCGGCCACGGAAACUACUUUAUAUGGCUAUUGAUGGUGUUGCCCCAAGGGCAAAAAUGAAUCAGCAGCGAUCUAGACGGUUUAGAGCAGCCAAAGAUGCAGCAGAUGCGGCAGCCGAAGAGGAGCGGCUACGAGAGGAGUUUGAGAGAGAAGGCAGAAAGCUUCCUCCCAAACAAGAAUCCCAAACAUUUGACUCUAAUGUCAUCACCCCCGGGACCGAAUUUAUGGCUGUUUUGUCGGUUGCUAUCCAGUAUUAUGUUCACCAAAGAUUAAACAAUGAUCCUGGAUGGAAAUCCAUAAAGGUUAUUCUUUCCGAUGCCAAUGUUCCGGGUGAAGGGGAACAUAAGAUAAUGUCCUACAUUCGUCUUCAAAGGAAUCUUCCUGGUUUUGAUCCAAACACCCGUCAUUGCUUAUAUGGUUUGGAUGCUGAUUUGAUUAUGUUAGCUUUGGCUACCCACGAAGUUCAUUUUUCAAUACUUAGAGAGGUUGUAUAUACUCCUGGACAACAAGACAAAUGUUUUAUUUGCGGUCAAGUAGGCCAUUUAGCGGCCGCUUGUGAAGGAAAGGCAAAGAGGAAGGCAGGUGAAUUCGAUGAAAAAGGCGAUGGUGUGCCUAAGAAGCCAUACCAGUUUCUCAACAUUUGGACUCUUAGGGAGUACCUAGAAAUUGAGAUGAGAAUACCUCAUCUUCCUUUCAAAAUCGACUUCGAGCGAAUAGUGGAUGAUUUUAUCUUCAUGUGUUUCUUUGUUGGGAACGAUUUUCUACCACAUAUGCCCACUUUAGAAAUUCGUGAGGGUGCCAUAAACUUACUUUUAGCCGUAUAUAAAAAGGAGUUUAGGGUCCUGAAUGGGUAUCUUACUGAUGGAAGCAAGCCAGACCUUAGCAAAGUGGAACAGUUUAUUCAGGCCGUUGGUUUAUACGAAGAUAAAAUAUUUCAGAAAAGAGCCCGCUUGAAUCAGAGACAAGCUGAAAGGAUAAAACGUGACAAAGCGCAAGCCAAAUCUCAAUCAAUAAGAGGAGACGAUGCUGGACCACAAAUGGAGCCUGAAUCACUUGUUGCAGUUGGGCGGUUUCAGGGCUCACGACUUGCUUCUGGACCCUCACCAUCACCAUACCAAUUUAAGGGUGCCUCGAGCCAUCCUCAUCCAAAGAAAGUCGUACGCAUGUCAUCUGGGUCCACCAUCGGUGCUGCUAUAGUUGAAGCUGAGAGCAGUCUUGAAAAAGAUGAUGUACUUGACAACAAAGAAGAACUGAAAACAAAACUGAAGGAGAUACUUCGUGAGAAAUCCGAUGCCUUUAAUUCCGAGGAGCAGGAUGAGGAUAAGAUAAAAUUGGGAGUGCCUGGGUGGAAAGAGAGGUACUAUGAGGAGAAGUUUUCUGCAAGCUCACCUGAAGAGCUUGACGAAAUACGGAGAGAUGUUGUUCUUAGAUACACUGAAGGCUUAUGCUGGGUGAUGCACUAUUACUAUGAAGGUGUCUGUUCUUGGCAGUGGUUUUAUCCAUAUCAUUACGCACCGUUUGCUUCUGAUCUUAAGGAUCUAGGAGAAUUAAAUAUCACUUUUGAACUAGGUUCACCGUUCAAACCGUUUAAUCAGCUGAUGGGCGUGUUUCCUGCUGCAAGCUCCCAUGCUCUUCCUGAGCAUUACAGAAAAUUAAUGAUGGAUCCAAAUUCACCUAUUAUCGACUUUUAUCCAACAGAUUUUGAAGUCGACAUGAAUGGCAAGCGGUUUGCAUGGCAGGGAAUAGCAAAGUUGCCUUUCAUUGAAGAAGAUCGUCUUCUUGCUGAAGUGACAAAAGUAGAACAUACAUUAACGGAUGAAGAGGCUCGUAGAAAUAGCCGGAUGUCUGACAUGCUUUUCGUGGCAUUAUCACACACACUAUCUCCAUAUAUAUUUUCUCUUAUUGACUGUUGCAAACAAUUGUCGGCUGAGGAAAGAGUUAAAGUCAAAGAACAAAUUGACCCAUCGGCAAGUGGUGCGAUGAAUGGCUAUUUAUCCCUUUGUGCUGGAGAUCCAUGUCCUCCGGUUUUCAGCUCACCUGUUGACGGGAUGGAUGAUAUCAUGGACAAUCAAGUCAUAUGUGCUAUAUACAAAGUUCCGGAUUAUCAUAAACAUAUAUCUCGACCACCUGCAGGGGUCAAACUACCAAAGAAGACUGUAACGUUGGAUGAUAUUCAACCCGAUCCGACUCUGUGGCACGAAGAUACAGGAAGGAGGCCAUGGCAUAACGACAGGCCGCACAAUAACAACAACCAUAACCCUCAUGGAGCUGCAUCUAGCCGACAUCUUGGAGAUGCUGCACACCGACUCGUCACCAACAGCUUACAAGUAAAGCCCGAUAGAAAUGCUCAUCAUCAAUCGUACGACCCACACCCACAUGGCCCACCUUCUAGAUCAUAUGGUCAAUCUUAUGGUUCAAGUAGCCAUUACGGUAGGUCAAAUUCUCAGGCGCGUGGAUACUACCAGAAUCAACAUGCACAUCCUCCACCACGUGGGCCCCAUCAAAGUCAACAUUUACCGUCUAGCGGUCAAUACUAUCCACAACAGGGUGGUGGCUAUGCAUACAACAGUGCCGCCGGUCAUCAUCAUCAACAGUCUGGUGGCAGAGGCCAGGGACGGCCUCAACAAGGUGGUGGCAAUCAGUUUUCAGGAUUGAGUAGAGACGGAAGAGGUAGGUCGCACCAGCCGUAUCGCCGCUAGACGACAUGGUAAUGUUUGAACUUUGAGUUGUAGUUCAUUAGUAUGUUGUAUCAUAGUUCAUUAGUUUUUUUUAACUAUGUGAAAUUAUGAAAAGGUUACAUGUAGGUUUGGUCUAGAAGAUGAAGAUAUUUAUUUUGUUGUAUACUUCAAUUUUUAUCAGCUUUAUUGACUAAUAUUAUUUGGGUAUUAAAGUUUA
Molecule: messenger RNA, 3246 nt
Organism: Helianthus annuus (common sunflower)
Lineage: Eukaryota; Viridiplantae; Streptophyta; Magnoliopsida; Asterales; Asteraceae
Product: 5'-3' exoribonuclease 3
Exons: 22
Coding region: 78-3050 (990 amino acids)
Biological process (GO): nuclear-transcribed mRNA catabolic process
Cellular component (GO): nucleus
Molecular function (GO): 5'-3' RNA exonuclease activity; zinc ion binding; RNA binding
Source: RefSeq, a predicted model, not a curated record